Messenger RNA from Fonsecaea pedrosoi CBS 271.37, 570 nucleotides. RefSeq lists its product as uncharacterized. Lineage: Eukaryota; Fungi; Ascomycota; Eurotiomycetes; Chaetothyriales; Herpotrichiellaceae. The coding region runs from base 1 to 570 and encodes 189 amino acids. The record is from RefSeq and is a predicted model, not a curated record. The transcript has 2 exons.
AUGCGGUCGAACCAUCCAACAACGCGCUUAGUCCGCAACUUCAGCCUCUGGCCCAGCCUAAGAGCGCGAGUUCUCCAAAUUCCCCUGUUUGGAGCUUCAGGAAAGUCGCAUCCGCCGCCGCCGCCGCCCGCAGUCAGGGAGGAAAAUAUGGCUUCUCACUUGAAUGUUUUCAGGCAACCCUUGGCCUUCUUCUCGAAUCGUCCGGUCACUGGUUUCUAUCGAGAUGGAUAUUGUAGAACAGGGGCUGCAGACUUUGGUAACCACGCCGUGGCUGGUGUGGUGACGGAAGAGUUCCUGGACUUCAGUGCUUCGCAAGGGAAUGAUUUGCGGGUAGCAGGUCUGUCCGGAGGUUGCAAGUGGUGUCUCUGCACGGCGAGAUGGCUAGAGGCGUUUCAAGCAUACAGAGACGGGAGGAUUAGUAGGAAUGGCGUCCCGAAAGUGGUGUUGGAGGCAACUGAGGAUAGUGCUCUGAGACACGUGGACUUGGAUACGUUUAGGCAAUUUUCGGCCGAACCGCAGACAAAUGGCGUGAAUGGCGUCAAUGGGGUGAACGGUGUGAAUGGGCACUGA